Molecule: messenger RNA, 1486 nt
Organism: Carassius auratus (goldfish)
Lineage: Eukaryota; Metazoa; Chordata; Actinopteri; Cypriniformes; Cyprinidae
Product: vitamin K epoxide reductase complex subunit 1-like protein 1
Exons: 3
Coding region: 99-626 (175 amino acids)
Biological process (GO): vitamin K metabolic process; peptidyl-glutamic acid carboxylation
Molecular function (GO): vitamin-K-epoxide reductase (warfarin-sensitive) activity
Source: RefSeq, a predicted model, not a curated record
GGUGUUGUGACACGUCUCGAAGCCUUUCCACGCCGCGCGCACGCCCAACGGUCGAGGCAGGGGAGGCCGCGCGCGCUUGAGCAAAGGCCGGGAAAAUAAUGGCGGCGCCCGUCUUGCGAGUGUCCACCCCUCGCUGGGAGCGGAUAGUGCGGCUACUCGUCUGUCUCUCAGGAAUCCUGUUAUCCCUGUACGCUUUCCACGUGGAGAGGGAAAAGACCCGCGACGCCAACUACCGCGCCAUGUGUGACUUGAGCAGCUCCAUCAGCUGCUCCAAAGUCUUCACGUCCAGAUGGGGUCGAGGAUUUGGACUGUUGGGUACCAUUUUUGGGAACGACAGUGCAGUAAACCAGCCAAACAGUGUCUAUGGAAUCUUGUUUUAUAUCUUUCAACUGUUACUAGGUUUGACGGCCAGUGCGAUGGCGGCUCUGAUUCUCAUGACCACCUCCAUCGCGUCAGUGAUGGGCUCCCUCUACCUGGGCUACAUCCUCUACUUCGUCCUCAAGGACUUCUGCGUCAUCUGCAUCACCACAUACGCACUGAACUUCAUCCUGUUUGUGCUCAACUACAAGCGACUGGUUUACUUGAACGAGGCCUGGAAGCAGCAGCUCCAAGCCAAGCAGGACUAGACACACAAAAACACAACAAUGACACAAGUAGAGAAGGAGAACCAAUCAUCCAACACGUGAGGAAGAGGGGACUUCUGGAAAAAUCUGUGACUUGUCACCAGGAGACCUUGCUUCCAAACAAAUGUCCAUUCUGUUGUGUGUGUGUGUGUGUGUGUGUGUGUUAAACAAGGAAAGAAAACGUGUAUCUUUAGGGGCCACAGAUCACAGGUUCAUUGCAAGGAAGGAUUGGAAACCAGAAACACAUCUUUAUCCGCUUUGAUUUCUCCUUGGUUUUCUUUGUUCCCUGAGAUGAAAAUGAGGUUUGCGCUUGAUCGAGAGAGAGAGAGAGCGGUCGGAAAGCACUUACGAAACAAACAGAAGAGGGUGUCCUUUCCCUGAGGAAUAAAAUAAUGUAAAAAACAAUGUGAUAACUUCUGUUUACUUGAAUCCACUGUGAAAGUGGUUGCUCUUUGGACUGUAUUUAAGGGUUAUAAAGGGUAAACACGAAUGAUCAUGAGGCUAAUGUAACGCUCGCAGACAUGACGGCUUGCUAUCAUUGAAACGACAAAUAAAGUGUCAUUUGUUUUUUUUGUUUUUUUACAGAUUUUUUUUUGUUUGUUUUGUUUGUUUGGAAGAGGACCACUCAUAAAACACGGACGAAUGUGUGACUAUUUUUUUUAUCAGUUUGUUGUGCAGUUCUGUAAAUAGCUGCCGCGAAGCAAUAUUCCAGUCCAGAUUAGUUUGUGUUUUACCGGUGAAACAUUUCCAGCGAGUGCUUUCAACGGCGAUUGUGCGAGUUAUUUUUUUGUGUGUGUUUUAGUAUUUUACUCAUCUUUAGGGGGUCUUGAUCCAGAAUAAAUGCUGCAUUCGUCGUGUUGGAA